AUGAAACUUACCCUCCGUCCGGAGUGGAGGCUACGGCCGCUUUCGUCCUUCAUCGGCUUUCUCGACAUCAAGACGGGUGUCACAGUCGCCCUCCUAUUCGCGGUCCUCAACAAGGUCGCCGGCGUGUAUGGCCUCAUCGCCGUCCUGACUGGCGCAGGAGGCUCUCUAGCGCAGCUCAGCCUCUACGUAUACUCUGUUCUAGGACUCGUUGCACUCAUAUGGGGUCUCAAGGCCAUCAUGCGCGAAGAUCCAAAACAAACACUUUACUUCGCGCACCUGUUCUUCGCAGACCAUAUGAUCUCGACCGCAUGGCUCGUCUUCUUUGCGGUUGUCUGGUGGGUGUACACGCCCCACGACGGAAAAGUAGAAGCGAAUUCCGCAGCCCAGAAGGAGGUGAUGAACAGUGGCCCUGGGCAUAACCUGUCGGAGGAGGAACGCGUCGCCGCAGCCAUGACCAUAUGGAAUCAAGAGAAAGGGCUCGCUACCGCCAUGCUUGUCAUGGGAUGGAUAGUCAAGGUCUACUUCGCGGCCCUGCUGUACUCGUACGCGAUCCACCUCCGCAAGGGCUCCAUCGAACGGGGCCGCGAACGGCGCGGCCUACUCCACUUCUGCCCUUCCGACGAAGAUGAUGACGACGCCGAAGAAUUCUACCGCCUUCCCAUCCGGACACCCACCUCCGCGGCGGCGCCGAACACGCCCAACGGACGCACGGGCCACACGCCCACAUCCUCCAUCUCAAGCUUCACCGACUUCGUGGGCGCCCCCGGCCGCGCCCGCCGGGGAAAGCCGGGGAAGUCGAACCUCAGCAUCAGCGUGGGGACCAAGGGCGAGAGCGGGGUGGAGGUGCUGUUCGACGAAGACCUGCUCAACAGCGCGGGCCUCGGCGGCGGCAGCAAAGACGCAAAACCGGAAGACCGGCUACCGCUGAUGAGCGCGUCCGGCCCCUCGUCGUCGCACAGCAGGCGGGACAGCAGGAGCCGAGACUGA
Molecule: messenger RNA, 987 nt
Organism: Epithele typhae
Lineage: Eukaryota; Fungi; Basidiomycota; Agaricomycetes; Polyporales; Epitheliaceae
Product: DUF1753-domain-containing protein
Exons: 5
Coding region: 1-987 (328 amino acids)
Biological process (GO): inositol phosphoceramide metabolic process
Cellular component (GO): inositol phosphoceramide synthase complex; Golgi membrane
Molecular function (GO): inositol phosphoceramide synthase regulator activity
Source: RefSeq, a predicted model, not a curated record